AUGAUGGUUGAAGAUAAUGAUCAAAAUUACGGGAGGACGACGAACAAAAAUGUUCUUUUGAAAAUUGUUAUAUUAGGCGAUGGAGGUGUGGGUAAAUCAUGCUUGAUGAGCAGAUUUAUAUCCAAUCAUUUUGACGAUCACAACUUCCAUACGAUAGGAGUGGAGUUUAUGAAUAAGAUGAUUGAAGUUAACGGGAAACAGUAUACACUACAGAUAUGGGACACAGCAGGCCAAGAAAGGUUCAAAUCGUUACGAACACCAUUUUAUAGAGGAACAGAUAUUUGUAUAUUGGCCUAUGCAAUUGACGACAGAAGUUCAUUCAACAAUAUAAAGACAUGGCUAAAUGAGUUUCUACAUUAUGCUGGCGUUAAGAAUGGAAUUGAGAAAUUCCCGUUUAUCGUUGUGGGAAAUAAGUCAGACGUGUCAUCAAAAGACAGAGAAGUUUCAUAUGAUCAGCUGAAGCAGUGGUGCGAAGACAACAAAAUAUCAACUUACUUAGAGACAUCGGCAAAAACUGAUAGCAAUGUGGUCGAAGCGUUCUCAUUAUCUGUACAGAGAUGGGCUGAUAUAGAGCAGAAAGCAGAGAAGGAACUUCGCAUGUACCAUCAUCCAGACACGGUCACUCUUAACGGGUCCAGUCCCACUUCAGGUUUCAGAGUCAGUUGCUGUUCACGGAUCCUCGAAAUA
Molecule: messenger RNA, 687 nt
Organism: Brenthis ino (lesser marbled fritillary)
Lineage: Eukaryota; Metazoa; Arthropoda; Insecta; Lepidoptera; Nymphalidae
Source: the annotation of a GenBank genome assembly